AUCUUACUCCCCUCUAACAAAAAAGAAAAGAAAAGAAAAGGAGGAACAGAGAUUAGGGGGCAACAAAAAACAGAGAGGAAGAACAACAUCCCCUCACCCUUUAGAAACAUAAAGGUUGUUGGGUCUCUUUCCUUUUCCUCAGAUGUCUAUGCAUUUUUGUGUGGUCACUGUACAUCUCCUAACCGAUGCAUAAUUCACCUCUCCUGCGCGCAUAAUGGGAGCUCUCGGUGGGGUUGCAGUAAUGUGGUUUGGUUUUGGUAGCAUAUGAGUUGGAAUAAGUCUGAAGUGGGCUGUCCCCUGGAGCUACAGGAGAGAUGCUCUCUACGCAUCUACUAGAGACAUAUGGCCCCAAACAGAGCUGUGCGAUCCCUUUGUUUUCGCCAAUAAUAAGAGAUUAUACGUUGCUGGGUGGAGGUUUCUGGGGCAAGUGUUGGAAGGAUGUCCCAUUCAUCAUCACCCAAGGAGGCACUUCCGAUGCUUGUUUUGAGCCUCAGCAGAGCUUGCGUUGUGUAGAAAUACACAUAACACUUCAACACACCACCAUUCAACCCCUGAACUAAUUAAUAAGCCUCGGCAGAGCUCUGUUUUCCAACACUCAGUAGCUGUAGGUGCUAGUCUGAGAGGGUGAGCAAUGUCGGCCAAGUUUCUACACGCAUUCGGCGAUGAGAACCGAGACUUGCAGAGGCAGAUUGGGUGCAUGACCGGCAUCUUUCAGCUGUUCGACCGCCAAUCUCUCCUCGCCGGAGGACGCCUUAACGGAAAUCCCCAUCCCCAUCCCCAUAGAAGACUAACUUCAGGACGAAUUCUCUUAAACAGCGCGAGUGUAGGGGCGCAGCGAGCCGCAUGUUCUCCACAAAUGCCUUUCGAGAAAACCCUCUGCAAGAGCUGGAAUGAGAAUCAAAGAGUUUCACUGGAGUCAUUACGAACGACGUCUUUCUCGUCGUCGUCUUCCUCAUCAUCCUCGUCGCUUGAAUACAAGUCGCCACAACAAGAGCUUACCUCCGUCGACCGAAUCGUAUUCCCAGACAAGCCCAUAAAGAGUCUGCCGAAAGAGAAGAAUUCCGAACCGAGUGUUGGACCAGCUCAAUCUGUUCGACAGCCCGUCGGCCGCCGAGACGUUGAUGUUGUAAGGGAUUCGAUGUAUAAAGACGCCGUCCGUAGCUUAUCUAUUAAAACUUCAACCAGGGAGGAAGUGAAGAGCCAUCUAAAGAACUACAAGGACUCCCCGAGGCCGAUGCAGCUUUCUACCAUGUCAGCAAAUGACUAUCACAGCGGAAAAUCCCCGGCGGGCACGGAUCUUGACGAAUCCCUGCGAGUGUUGGUCAGGCUCAAAGAAGCGCCUUGGAACAAUUUCUCUGAAGCCAGCCAACCAGCCAGACUGUCUUACGACGCAAGAGAUACUUCCUCCCUAUUACCGCAGGACCGCCCUCGCUUCUCAUGCGAUGGGAGGGAGGCUUCAUCGAGGCUAAGAGAGCUCGCAAGAUUAUCAUUAGAUGGCAGAGAUGGUUGCUUAAGGAAUGCAAACUUAGAAUCGAAACAUAACCCGGUUCUGACGGAUUUAGAGAGAAGCGGCAUGAAUCUGCAACAAGAACUGCAGAGUAACAAGCGGCCUCCUAGCAUUGUGGCAAAACUCAUGGGUUUGGAAGGAAUGCCAAACUCAAAUUUGGUUCAAGUCGGUGCUGAUGAAAGUUCCGAGACACAAAGGGGAGACCAAAAUAUUGAUAUGACGACGAAUACAUCUCAAGUGAGUCAAGAAAGAAAGCAACAUCAGACAAAACAGUCGGAAAAGACCUUCCCCAACAGGCCUAUGUCUAACUCUCAACUCCCAAUUGAAACAGCUCCCUGGAAGCAGCAAGACCGGGCCCGUAUUUCCCAGAAAACACCAUUUCGGUUGCGAGAAGCUCACAUAAAGCAGCAGCAGCAUGUGUCGGUUUACUCUGACAUAGAGAACAGGCUCAAAGAGCUAGAAUUCCAGCAGUCCAAUAGAGAUCUCAGGGCUCUUAAGCAGAUUUUGGACUCCAUGCAAGCAAAAGGGCUUCUGGAAACCAAUAGAAACAAAGCUCCAGCUGCGGAUGAAGAGAAAUUGAGAUCGACGAAUGCCCAAAGUGCGCAAAUUUCUCAUUCAUCCCCUGCAUUAACAAAAAAAAACAUCAGUCCAAGAACUUUCAACUCUCCUAUUGUAAUCAUGAAGCCUGCAAAGUCCAUCAACCUAUCAAGUGCUUUUGCUGCUUCAAUUAUUCCAGGAGAAGCCUUGCCAGGUCUUCCACAGCUACGAACAAGAGAUCAAAUCAAUAAGAGUCAAACCUCUAUCAAUAAGAAGAAGGUAAAAGAUCUUACCCCAAAGGUCAGCCCACGAGUUUUUCCUCCUCACCCUGCUUCGUCAACAGAUAAGAAGUGCAUUGGUAAAAAUGAAGAAAAUGGUUCACAAAAUUACCGUCUAAAAAGGAUGCCGACCUCGUCUAGGCAACAGCAGUCGCCAAGAGAAAAUAAUGGAAAUUUGGAGAAAUAUCCAAGUUCGACAAGCCCAAGGUUACAGCAGAAGAAACUUGAUGCCGGUAGGAGAUCACGAUCUCCUAUUCCUUCUUCUGAAUCAAACAAGUCACAAAAGCAAUCUAGUAAUAGAAACACUACGGAUUCCGUUUCUCCAAGAAACAAACUAAGAAGAAGACCAGCUCAAGCACAAGAGUGCGACGAUGACCAAUUGAGUGAGACAAGUGGAACGAGGAGCCUGAGAUCAGACAGUAACAUUAGCUUAGCCUCGCAGGUGGAUGUAGAGGUAACAAGUGCUGACAAGUCUAAAGAAAUGAACAUCUCUUUUGUUCAACAAGGAAGUCGCAGUCCAUCAGGUAGGAAGGCACGGAAAGCAGCUGCAGUCUUAAAAAAUAAGAAAUCAAUGAGUUGUUCGAAUGAGGAUGCGUUAACGAUAGAGCUUGCAACUGUUCCUGUGGAACAGCCAAGUCCAGUCCCUGUCCUAGAUGUCGCGCAUAACCAGGAAGACUCGACGUUUCCUUCCGAAGACAACACAGCAAAUGCCAAUAUAGAUGACAAGGUCAAAACUUCAGACAACAGGAAACUGGAGGACAAACCCGAGACUCCACUACAGAAGUCCAGACCCAGUUCUGAAUUCACUGACAGAAAGCUAAAGAACAUUGAGAACUUACUUCAAAAGCUCACACAACUGAGCUCGACUGACAAUAAAGACCCCGCCACCGAUCACAUAGCCUCAUUGUGUGAAACACAGAGCCCAGACCACCGCUACGUGUCAGAGAUACUAAUAGCUUCAGGUCUUCUGAUGAAAGACCUAAGCUCUGCCCCAAUUCAGCUCCACCCCUCAGGCUACCCAAUAAACCCUGAUCUCUUCCUUGUCUUGGAGCAAACAAAGUCAAGCUCGCUUUUCAAACCUGAUAACAUCCGCGAGAGCAGGAAACAAAGAAAGACUGAUCUAGAUAAACUGCGAAGAAAGCUCGUGUUUGACUCGGUGAAUGAGCUUUUGAUUCAGAAGUUACAAUUAACAAGCCCCAGCCCUCUACCUGAAAUAUUCUAUCGCACUAAAAGGAUUAGCAACAAGUUUCCUAAUGGACAACGCCUACUAAAAGAAUUGUGUUCCGAGAUUGAAGGGAUUAAGACAGAUGGCGGCAGCUGCAAUGAUGACAGUAAUUUGAUAGCAAAUGAGGCCGUAAUGAUGCAGUCAGAAGGAUGGACAGAUUUUAGUAAAGAGGUUCCAUGGGUAGUACUGGAGAUUGAGAGAUCAAUAUUUAAGGAGCUAAUUGAUGAGGUUGUUUGCAAAGAGGCUGUGUAUGGUUCGCAAGGUAAGACGACCAGAUCAAAGAAGCAGCUUUUCACUUGAAUCCAACUAUCUUCUAUCUUUAAUGUUUUCUUUCACACAACAUGUAAGAGUGUUUCAAUCUAAGUUGGAAUAAUACCAUAUAUUUUGUGCA
Ananas comosus (pineapple) is the source of this 3938-nucleotide messenger RNA. Its product is annotated as protein LONGIFOLIA 1-like. The coding region runs from base 632 to 3847 and encodes 1071 amino acids. The record is from RefSeq and is a predicted model, not a curated record. The transcript is spliced from 5 exons. NCBI's taxonomy places the organism in Eukaryota, Viridiplantae, Streptophyta, Magnoliopsida, Poales, Bromeliaceae. Gene Ontology annotation, biological process: regulation of monopolar cell growth.